UUAAAUAUAUACGCACACAUAUACAUAUAUAUAAAGAUGUACACGUUUGUGGCACGGGAUGAGAACAGCAGCGUCUACGCGGAAGUCUCCAAAAUCCUGCUUUCCACCGGACAAUGGAAGAGGCUGAAAAAGGACAACCCCAGGUUUAACCUCAUGUUGGGGGAGAGGAACAGGCUGCCCUUUGGGAGACUGGGUCACGAACCUGGACUUGUGCAGCUGGUGAACUAUUACAGAGGAGCUGAUAAGCUUUGUCGCAAAGCUUCUUUAGUGAAACUAAUCAAGACAAGUCCUGAAUUAGCAGAAUCUUGCACGUGGUUCCCGGAGUCGUAUGUGAUUUACCCAACUAAUCUCAAGACUCCAGUGGCACCAGCGCAGAAUGGGACCCAUCAUUUGAUAAACAACCCAAGAACGGAUGAAAGGGAGGUUUUCCUGGCAUCCUAUCAGAAGAGGAAAGAAAGCGGAGAGGGAAGUGUGUGGAUAGCCAAAUCUUCGGCGGGGGCCAAAGGUGAAGGAAUUCUUAUUUCUUCGGAGGCUACUGAACUUCUGGACUUCAUAGAUAAUCAAGGACAAGUGCAUGUGAUUCAGAAAUACCUUGAGAAGCCUAUGCUCUUAGAACCAGGUCACCGCAAAUUUGAUAUUAGAAGCUGGGUGCUAGUGGAUCACCAGUAUAAUAUCUACCUCUACAGAGAAGGCGUUCUACGGACCUCUUCAGAACCUUACAAUAGUGCUAAUUUCCUAGACAAAACCUGCCAUUUGACCAAUCACUGCAUACAGAAGGAAUAUUCAAAGAACUAUGGGAGAUAUGAAGAAGGGAAUGAGAUGUUUUUUGAGGAGUUUAAUCAGUAUCUGAUGAGCGCUUUGAACAUUACUCUGGAAAACACAAUCUUAUUGCAAGUCAAAAAUAUAAUAAGAAGCUGCCUUAUGUGUAUAGAACCCGCUAUCAGCACCAAACACCUUCACUACCAGAGUUUCCAGCUCUUUGGCUUUGACUUCAUGGUGGAUGAAGACUUGAAGGUUUGGCUGAUCGAAGUGAAUGGUGCCCCUGCGUGUGCCCAGAAACUUUAUGCAGAGCUAUGCCAAGGUAUAGUGGAUGUAGCCAUCUCUAGUGUCUUUCCUCUUUGUGACACUCCACAGAAGCAGAGCCAGGAACCAAUAUUUAUUAAGUUGUGAUGAUGAUCACAUUAAAAA
Molecule: messenger RNA, 1188 nt
Organism: Lacerta agilis (Sand lizard)
Lineage: Eukaryota; Metazoa; Chordata; Lepidosauria; Squamata; Lacertidae
Gene: TTL
Product: tubulin tyrosine ligase
Exons: 7
Coding region: 37-1170 (377 amino acids)
Biological process (GO): protein modification process
Source: RefSeq, a predicted model, not a curated record